This is a messenger RNA of Ilyonectria robusta, 885 nucleotides long. RefSeq lists its product as uncharacterized. Lineage: Eukaryota; Fungi; Ascomycota; Sordariomycetes; Hypocreales; Nectriaceae. Bases 210 to 800 code for a protein of 196 amino acids. The record is from RefSeq and is a predicted model, not a curated record. The transcript has a single exon.
CGAGUAGCUUCUGCAGCAGGCAGGAUGGCUGGGCAGUCCAACCUAACAGUGCAGCGGCCAAGAGCCACAGGCUUUGGCUGAUACGUCCAGAGAGACACAGAAUAGAGGGUCUCAAAGGGACCCAACUCAAUGACUUCAUGCAUUCCGGCCGGUCCGCACACAACACGUCGCCAAGCGCCACGGACGGCCGUCAGUUCACCACCCAAUGAAUGAGUGGUGCACUGCCGGUUUCCUUUUGUUCGUCGAGGAAUUCCAGCGAGCAAGGUAGGUUUGGCUUUGGGGGCAGUGGCCGGCCAAAGCAUGUGUACGAAGGUACGGCCGGACUGCCUCCACACCAAACUCUGUCGUUGUCCAUCAUGUCUCAUCUCGUCUUGCGCCGGCUCCCGAUGAUGAUAGGUCCGAUGCUACCCCUUCUUGGGGCGCCCGGGAAUAGACAAGACGCGGAGGCGAAAAGUCAGAAGACGGACAUCGGAGGAAAAAAAAACGCGACCGUCAUGGGGGCUGUCGAUUAUGACGAUUCGCCCGACGGUGGGGAGAGGCAGCAGGCAGAACGGAGAGCUGAGGCCGGACGGGCCGCCAGGAGGAGCGCACAAGGACACGCAACACACGGGACACAGUGGGUGACUGGACGCACUGGAGACACAGGCUGGACAGGCUGGACAGGCUGGGGAGCGGAAGGGUGUCAGCAGAACACACAGAGGCUGCUGGCUGGCUGGCUGUCCCGUCGUGUCCUGCCCGCAACCGAACCUCCGCCCCAUCGCCAUGGAUCAGCACCACCACGGGCCGUCACUGGGCGAUGACUGGCUGUGAGUCCUCUCGAGUGGACAAGAUACAGUGGCCUGCGAGUGGGCCGAUGGAUGGCGUUAGUGCUGAGGGGAGAAGGGC